CAGCAGAAAUGACGAUUAAGAGAAAAACACUUGGUUUGAUUCACAAACAAUAUAAUAACAUAAAAUAAUACAAAAAUUGAAAAUGAUAAACUGAAAGAAGUCGUCGACUUUUAGUAUCUAUUAGGAAGCCAGAUAAAUCGUCUCAAAAUCUACUAUGUCUUUUACUUCUUGUUACAGAAGCCAAGAUUGAAGUUGUUUGGCUUUGUAAAUCUACACACGUUUGUAUUAUGGUAACAGCUAAAAUAACCAGAGUUUGUUCAUCUACAAUGCGAAAUAAUAGUCCAUCGUCAGUUGUUUCCACACGAACCAAUAGAAACAGGAGCAACGAAAGGAUAAAGCAAAAUGAGCCACCAUCAGAAAACUCUUCCACAAACUCAACAAAAACUAUUAGUAAAAGUCAAGGAAGUCAUAUAGGCUCUCCAACAACCUCAUUCACAAGCACCAAUUCGUGGAAAUCUAGGGCAAGCGGGUCCGGAAGUUUGGAAAACAUAAAUGAAAAUAACAACAUAUCCUUCAGGAAGAUCGCAACUUCCUUUCCACAAGUAGAAAACAACAUACAUGUGGUUAUCAGGGUACGACCCUUAAAUUCCAAGGAAAUACGAUGUGGAGACACAUCUACCGUGGAUUUUCCCGGAAAUGGUCAAAUUCUGGUUCAUGGCAUGCCAAACGGGAACAGCAACCAAAAAGAAAAAACGUUUUCCUACGACGCCGUUUUUGAGCCAGCCUCUAGUCAAGAAGACGUUUUCGAAUUUUGUGGAAUCAAAGAAUUGAUCGAAAUGGCUGUCGAAGGUUUUCGUUGCACAGCUUUUUGCUACGGACAGACAGGAAGCGGGAAGACCCAUACGUUAACAGGACCUCCUGGACUCUUUUUGCAAAGACCCACUGCUUACCAUAAAGACCAUGGUUUAAUACUGCGGUCUUUUGUUUAUCUGUUUCAACUGUUGGACAAAAGCUCAGAAAUACAUUACACAUUGAGAGCGAGCUUUUUGGAAAUAUAUAACGAAAAAAUUAUUGACUUGUUAAAUCUUGGAUCAUCCCGGAAACCUCUACCAAUUCGCUGGAGCAAAAAAGCCCGUGGAUUUUUCGUCGAAAACCUGUUCACAGUCGUGUGUGAAGAACUUGACGAUCUUAUAGCUGUUUUAGAAGAAGGAAUGAGAAAUAGGUCUGUUGGAAAACACAACAUGAACGAAUAUUCCAGUCGAAGUCACACAAUUUUAACGAUCAAUAUAACAUCAGAAAUAGCUGCCGAAGGGGGUGUCUUCAUCUCUAGAACUGGCAAAUUGAAUUUUGUUGAUUUAGCUGGGAGCGAAGUCACCAAAAAAACCCAAAGCGGUGGUAAAACCUUGGAAGAAGCCAACAAUAUCAACAAAAGUCUCAUGGUUUUAGGUUACUGCAUAUCAUCAUUGAGUGAUCCCAAAAGGAUCGGUACUCAUAUCCCUUACAGGGACUCCAAUCUCACAAAACUACUUGCCGAUUCUUUGGCAGGUAAUGGUGUUACUUUAAUGAUUGCUUGUAUUUCCCCUGCAAAAUCAAAUCAAUCGGAAUCAGUUAAUACAUUACGAUAUGCUUCAAGGGCCAAGAAAAUAAAGACAAAACCCGCAGUGUUAAUGGAUCCUCGUGAGGCCUUAAUAUUGAACUUGAAGAGGGAAAUAACAACGCUACAGUCGGAAAAUGAUCAUUUAAAAACAGCUCUAAAUUUCCACCAAAUCCCGACAUCGUCAACAAACCCCACGUCAGCCGAAGAUUUGGAGAGAAUUUCGGAAUUGGAAGCUCCUGAACUGGCCGAGUUGGUUCGUCAUUACGUAAAUGAGAACGAAACGUUAAAAAAAGAAAAUUCAGAGCUUUAUCAGUCCAAGGAGCUUCUCUUGAGGGACCACGAAUUAGUUUGUAGAGAAAAUGAAAGAUUACUUAAGAAAUUGGAAGAUGUCAAUUUGGUUUGCUGUCGUUCGCCACUUAUACCUGCUAGGGCAGCAUUUUCAGCGGGCGACCUUGAAAAUGUCAUCCAACAACCCCCAAGUACUCGUCAGUCUUCAAUAGAACUCCCUAAAACUGUCACUAAAGAAUUGGAUAUGCGACAAAUAGGAAAAGUAAGCGUCACCAGUGGUCGUAGUAAAAGGAGUUCAUUAAACGGGAAAAACCACCCUCUAAGGGCGAAAAACUUAAAACCCUCAAACGACCCUAAAUCUGCGCACAGUUCUAGAAGAUUUUCGAUAUCUGGCGCUAGUGACAGUGGACAGUACAGGGAUGGACUUGGAAAAAAUAAGGAUCCUUUUGGAAGUGCAGUGUCCUUGAUUGGAGAUCCUGGAUAAAAACAGACUCGUACCACUGAUAUCUCGACAAUGAAUAAAAAAGGACAAAGAGGCAAGGCAAUCAUCCCGAUUAAGGACAAUAGAAUAUGCACAAAUAUUAUUGAUAACAAAAAAAUUAAUUUUAGAAAGAGUGCUGUGACUGACCAAUUAU
Agrilus planipennis (emerald ash borer) is the source of this 2460-nucleotide messenger RNA. Its product is annotated as kinesin-like protein KIF12. Lineage: Eukaryota; Metazoa; Arthropoda; Insecta; Coleoptera; Buprestidae. The record is from RefSeq and is a predicted model, not a curated record. Gene Ontology annotation, molecular function: ATP binding; microtubule motor activity; microtubule binding. The coding region runs from base 228 to 2309 and encodes 693 amino acids. The transcript has 15 exons. Gene Ontology annotation, biological process: microtubule-based movement.